Paralichthys olivaceus (Japanese flounder) is the source of this 2324-nucleotide messenger RNA. The record is from RefSeq and is a predicted model, not a curated record. NCBI's taxonomy places the organism in Eukaryota, Metazoa, Chordata, Actinopteri, Pleuronectiformes, Paralichthyidae.
CAAUGUCAAAUAAAAAUGACCUGUGUGUGUCAGUCUCCUCUCAGGCCUCCUGAUCCUGACUGCCUCUCCUCCACCACCAUCUCCACCGGCAGCUACAUCACCACCGACACUGAGCAAAACGUAAACACUGAUAAAUCCCCACCUGACACACUUUGUGAGGAACAAGGAGCUGAUGUUCUCGACGUCUCUUCUCCGACCAGUCAACUCUCCUUCAUUAAGGACACGUCAGCUGCACAUCGUCAUGGUGCCGCCGUGCAAUCUCUGUUUAACGACAGCAGCAUUCAGCGCAUCAUAGACCGAUACACGAGGGAGCUCGACUUCUCCCUCAGCACCGCUGGGAGAACGACAGACAGUGAAGCCUCGUAUGUGCACAAGCCCAGAUCUGUGGUUGAAGCCUCAGAGUCGAGAGUGGAGGGCGAAGACUCUGCAGGUCGUCAGACUCUUCCCUCUGGGACUCGAACCCACAGUGACCUGGAUAGAGACUUUACUGUCAACCCAAUCCUGGAUCGCUUCUCAGGUGACGCCUCCUCCCAGGCUGAAGACUCUUUCAGGCCUCUGGUUGGCGAGCUGGCAGAGCAGUCAUCCUGCCUCGCCGCUGACCAGAGGGACUCGGCCAUGGAGCAACUGGUCGGUCAACCGUCGGCUCACUCGUCCAUGAUCGGUCAGCUUCCAGUGAGCGUGGGUCAAGGUGGAUGGGAUUCCACUCUGAGUCGGAUGAUUGGUCGACUCUCCUAUCGCUCCAGCUCUAACUGUCAGAGCGGCUGGCAGGACGCGAGUCAGCUGAUGGGUCAGAUGGUGCCGGAGCAGUCGACCACAUGGUUGGACGAAGUUCAGGAGGAAAGCCAGAUGAGGCCGCUGGCCGGGGAGCCAGAUAACGACCAGCACAGUGAAGUCUCAGGUGAACGUACCCUCAUGGAUCCCAGUGUCUCAGCUGAGGCCAGUCUGCCGUCACACCCGGUGUUGCCUCCUGAAGAGUUGUCACACUGCGCCACCGUCCCAGCUGCGAGUCUAAUUCCAGAAGACCAGACACCACAGAACCGAACCAGUCCGAUGGACCUGGACCCUGAAAGGACAGACGGCUCAGAAUCUUUCCACCCGCUGCUGGCUGAGGUCACCCACAACGAAACUGCCGACCCGUCCAUGACCUUUCACCUGCUCGCACACAAAGGGCCGUCCUCAUCUGAAGGACAGCUGAGCAGCGAGGAGCGCAGUGUUUCCUCACCUCCUGAAGAGUCUGAAACUCACAGUGAUUCUUCUGUGGAGUCCGAACUGUCGCCUGAACGCUUCCGCUCAGAGAAUCCUGCCUCACACGAACUAUCCCAGACCCAGGACUCUGCCCUCGUGCUGGAAGACACCGCGAGUGCAGACGUGGAGCUGACGGCUCUGAGUCUAUCAAACUUAAUCAUGUGUGAUAAAGCACCUGCUGCAGGAACAUCACAUCCAGCAGGAGGCGCUGCAGGAGAGAGCUGCACUUCUGGAAGGCUUCGAGAUUCAGUUCAAAUCAGUGACGUUCGGGAAGAAACGACGUCUGAGCCGGGUUCCAACCCGAGGACGGAUAUUCCUCUGUUCCAAAAGAUUAUGGAAGCGGCCUGUGAGAAGGGGAUCCUGGAGCAGUCGGAGAUAACACUGGUGAGUCUGACGGACUCCACUCAGGACGAAGAGACGACCAUUACUGAGGAGGAGGGAGACUGUGAAGACAAAACUCCAGAUGAGGAAGGACAGAGAAGCAAAGAGACCGAGGGGGCAGAAUCCACGUUGUUACCGGAGGACGAAGCUCAAACUCAUCCAGUGACGGUCCUGGACGUUCACUGGGGUCCGAGCAGACGCCUGCAGCACGCGGAGCAGAAGCGCAGAGCUCUGCUCCAGAGAUCAACUCGCCGGGUGGAAGACAUCAAGGCCAAAGUGGCUCUAAACAAGAAUCCAGCUGAAUCUGAAGCCAGAGAAGAGGAAUCAGACGUUCAACGUAAAGCUGACAAGUCAAAGGACGGAGAGAGGGAGACGUCUGGUUCCAUCCAGCAGAGAACGAGUCAGCCUCCACCUCCAGUGAGCGACUCUGUGACGAAAGAGGUGAAGAGCUACGGACCAGAGCAAAGGAGGCGGGACGUUUCUGAGAUGUACCAGAGAACUCAGAGACUGUACCAUCAGCUGGAGGAGGUCAAGCAGCAGAAAACGAUCCGGAGCCGACAGGAAGCUUCCGCACAAAAUCGACUGAAGGCCAAAGAAUUCCACAAGAAAACUUUAGAGAAGCUUCGAGCCAAGCAGACGAAGCAGUGACUCAAUGUGAACGUUCUAGUUUUAUCAAUAAAGUAUUUAAGUUAUUUUAA